Messenger RNA from Chelonus insularis, 2675 nucleotides. RefSeq names its product topoisomerase 3-beta (gene Top3beta). The record is from RefSeq and is a predicted model, not a curated record. The transcript has 9 exons. Gene Ontology annotation, biological process: DNA topological change. Gene Ontology annotation, cellular component: nucleus. NCBI's taxonomy places the organism in Eukaryota, Metazoa, Arthropoda, Insecta, Hymenoptera, Braconidae. Bases 1 to 2559 code for a protein of 852 amino acids. Gene Ontology annotation, molecular function: DNA topoisomerase type I (single strand cut, ATP-independent) activity; DNA binding.
AUGAAGACUGCUUUAAUGGUUGCAGAAAAACCAUCUCUUGCUGCAUCUUUAGCAAAUAUUUUAAGCAAUGGUCGUUGUUCAUCUAGAAAAGGAAUGAAUGGAUCGUGCUCUGUUCAUGAAUGGGUUGGUCAGUUUAGAUCAGAAACAGUUAAUUUUAAGAUGACAUCAGUUUGUGGUCAUGUAAUGACUCUAGAUUUUAUAGGAAAAUACAAUAAUUGGGAUAAAGUUGAUCCAGCAGAAUUAUUUUCUUGCCCAACUGAAAAGAAAGAGGCUGUACCAAAAUUAAAAAUGCCUGCAUUUCUUGCUAAAGAAGGAUCUCAUUGUGAUUAUUUAAUCUUAUGGUUAGAUUGUGAUAAAGAAGGUGAAAAUAUUUGCUAUGAAGUUAUUCAAGCUGUCCAAUCAGGAAUGUCACGACGUCUUAGUUUCAAUGACAUAUGGAGAGCACAUUUUUCAGCUAUUACUGAACGAGAUAUUAAAGCUGCUUUAAAUAAUCUUGGCAAGCCAAAUGAAAAUGAAGCUAAAAGUGUUGAUGCACGACAAGAACUAGAUUUACGUAUUGGUUGCGCUUUCACUCGAUUUCAAACCAAAUUUUUUCAGGGAAAAUAUGGUGAUUUAGACGCUUCAUUGAUAUCUUAUGGUCCGUGCCAAACUCCAACAUUGGGAUUUUGUGUUCAACGUCAUGAUGAAAUUCAAACAUUCAAACCUGAUCCAUAUUGGGUGUUACAAGUAAUAAUUAAAGUCCACAAUAAUCAAGAAUUAACUCUCAAUUGGUCACGAGUACGAUCAUUUGAUAAAGAAGUUGCUAAUAUUUUUCUGAACCAUGUAAAAGAACACACUGAAGCGACAGUUGUCAGCAUUCAAAGUACAGAAAAAACGAAAUCCAGACCAAUUGCAUUGAAUACAGUUGAAUUAAUGAGAGUUGCAAGUUCUGGCUUAGGAAUGGGACCGCACCACGCAAUGCAAAUUGCCGAACGACUUUAUACUCAAGGAUAUAUUAGUUAUCCUCGUACAGAAACCACUUCGUAUCCUGAGAAUUUUGAUUUUAUAUCAACUUUGAGACUUCAACAAAAUAAUUCCGAAUGGUCUGACGAAGUACGUAAAAUAUUAGCCAAUGGUAUAAAUCGUCCAAAAAAAGGCCAUGAUGCUGGAGAUCAUCCGCCAAUUACACCAAUGAAGUCUGCUACAAGGAAUGAAUUAGAUGGCGAUUGUUGGAGACUUUAUGAUUAUAUUACACGACAUUUUAUUGCCACGCUUUCAAAAGACUGUAAGUAUUUAAGUACAACAGUAAAAUUUGGAAUUGGAUUUGAAACAUUUUUCGUCACGGGUCAAUCAGUAAUAGACCCUGGGUAUACAAAAUUACUAACCUGGCAAUCAAUUAAUGAAAAUAAUUGCCUACCACAGUUUAAUUACAAUGAGAAAUUCAAUAUUAAUGAUGUAAAGUUACAAGAAUAUUAUACACAGCCACCAGAUUAUUUGACUGAAUCUGAAUUAAUUACUUUGAUGGAGAAACAUGGAAUUGGUACUGAUGCAUCAAUUCCUAUUCAUAUUAAUAACAUUUGCACAAGGAAUUAUGUUACUGUUGUUGCUGGACGUAAAUUAGUUCCUACAUCAUUGGGAAUUGUUCUAGUUCAUGGAUAUCAGAAGAUCGACCCUGAAUUAGUAUUACCGACAAUGAGGUCUGCCGUAGAAGAGCAAUUAAACUUAAUAGCACAAGGUCGAGCUGAUUAUUAUGCAGUCUUAGAUCAUACUGUAGAAAUAUUUAAACAAAAAUUCCACUACUUCGUUAAUAAUAUUGAUGGUAUGGAUCAACUAUUUGAAGUAUCAUUCUCGCCGCUCUCAGCAACAGGAAAAGCUUUAUCGAGAUGUGGAAAAUGCCGUCGAUACAUGAAAUAUAUUCAAACUAAACCUUCACGUUUGCAUUGUGCUCAUUGUAAUGAAACAUACAAUUUACCGCAAAAUGGAAAUAUCCGUAUUUAUAAAGAAUUAAAAUGUCCAUUAGAUGAUUUUGAAUUAUUAUCAUGGUCUACUGGAGCUCGAGGUAAAAGUUACAUUUUCUGUCCGUAUUGCUACAAUAAUCCACCGUUUCGUGACAUGAAGAAAGGAAAUUUAGGCUGCAAUUCAUGUACUCAUCCAACUUGCCCACAUGGAUUGAAUUCCAAUGGUUUAUCUAGUUGUUUGGAAUGCGAUCAUGGAAUUUUAGUAUUAGAUCCGUCAUCUGGUCCAAAAUGGAAGCUUGGGUGUAAUCGAUGUGAUGUCAUUAUACACUUUUUUGAAAAUGCUCACAAAGUUACAAUUGAUGCUGAUGUUUGUGAUGAAUGUGGCGCUCAAUUAGUCACUGUUGAAUAUAAACAAGAUAAGAGUAAAUUACCUAAUGAAGCUACGGAAAUGACCGGAUGUGUAUUUUGUACACCCGCAUUUAUGCAAUUAAUCGAAAAGCAUCGUGCUGUUGCAUCAAAACCAGUAGUUACACGACCUCGAGGUCACAAUAAAGGUCGAAAUCGAAGAAAAUUACGACAACCAAAAGAUAAAAUGGCACAAUUGGCUGCAUACUUUGUAUAAAAGGAAUUCAUCAAUUUUUUUUCUAAGAAACACUACUGCAAUUAAAUUAUUUGUAAAAUGAUUUUUAAAAUAUUUUGAAAACUUUUGUAGUAUUUAUUUAUUUUUUUUCAUUAAUG